AGCCCCUGUGUGUGAGUGUCGCGCGCAUGCCGGUCAUGGCGACGAUGCAUGCAUGUCCAUGAGGCGGGAAGCGUUAGCUCCUCACGCGUUUUAAAGCGACCCCAGACAACGAAAUUAACGAUGGCUGGCGUUUUUGACAUCGACCUCGACCAGCCGGAGGAAAAUGUCUCCGAUGAUGAGCUGGAGGAGGCUCAGAUCAAUGAAAUCAUGGAUCAGUGUAGUGGCUUUGAAUUUAACAUGGAUGAAUGUGAGAAGAUCGAGAUAUCUGAAGACAAUGUAAACCAAGGGGCUGAGAACAUUCGGCCGGAGUGCUUUGAGCUGCUCCGUGUAUUGGGAAAAGGAGGUUACGGGAAGGUUUUCCAGGUACGGAAAGUAUCUGGUGCAGCAUCUGGAAAAAUUUUUGCAAUGAAAGUCUUGAAAAAGGCCAUGAUUGUCCGUAAUGCCAAGGACACAGCGCAUACUAAAGCCGAGCGAAACAUCUUAGAGGAAGUCAAGCAUCCUUUCAUCGUUGAUCUAAUCUAUGCCUUUCAGACGGGUGGCAAGCUUUACCUCAUCCUUGAAUAUCUAAGUGGUGGGGAGCUUUUCAUGCAACUCGAGCGAGAGGGGAUUUUCAUGGAGGACACGGCCUGCUUUUACUUGGCUGAAAUCUCUAUGGCUCUUGGACACCUGCACCAGAAAGGCAUCAUCUACAGAGAUCUCAAACCUGAAAACAUCAUGCUCAAUAACCAAGGACAUGUAAAACUGACUGAUUUUGGACUAUGUAAGGAGUCGAUCCACGAUGGCACGGUCACCCAUACAUUCUGCGGCACUAUUGAGUACAUGGCUCCAGAGAUCCUAAUGAGAAGCGGACACAAUCGGGCUGUUGACUGGUGGAGUCUUGGGGCUUUGAUGUAUGACAUGUUGACGGGAGCACCUCCUUUUACGGGGGAGAACCGUAAGAAGACCAUUGACAAAAUUCUUAAAUGCAAACUGAACCUCCCACCCUACCUCACGCAAGAAGCCAGGGACCUACUUAAAAGGCUACUGAAAAGAAGCGCCUCAUCUCGGCUUGGGGCUGGACCUGGAGAUGCAACAGAAGUACAGACUCAUCCCUUCUUCCGACAUGUUAACUGGGACGACCUUCUUGCGCGAAAAGUAGAACCACCAUUCAAGCCUUUCUUGCAAUCUGCUGAUGAUGUGAGCCAGUUUGAUUCAAAGUUCACCAGCCAGACUCCCGUCGACAGCCCCGAUGACUCCACACUAAGUGAAAGUGCAAAUCAGGUCUUUUUGGGAUUUACCUAUGUAGCUCCAUCUGUGUUGGAAAAUAUUAAGGAGAAAUUCUCAUUUGAGCCAAAAAUACGUUCACCUCGCCGGUUUUUGGGAAGCCCCAGGACACCAAUCAGCCCACUCAAGUUCUCAGGAGACUGCUGGCCACGAGGUUCCAAUCUGCCUGAAGGCUCCUCCCUCCAGUCCCCAACAGAGCUCGCUAUGGAAGUGUCCACCAUGGAUCAGAUGGACGUCACGGCCAGCACAGAGGCCAGCGCCCCUUUACCCAUCAGGCAACCUGCUGGCUCCAACAUGGGCCAGUUUAAACAGCAGGCUUACCCGGUUAUCUCCAAACGGCCAGAGCAUCUACGAAUGAACCUAUGACCAGUAGUUCAACUUAGAGUUUUCCUUUGCUUUCUCUAUUUCUUUUAUACGGACACUAGGGGAAAACGAACGUCCCCAUCAUCACUACCAUCUUCGGCUAGAAACUGUUCUUCAGAUCUGAUGAGCAUGCGUUUUUCACCAAGAAUGAGAAAGCGCCACAUGUCCUCACAUCCCAAAACCUCAGUGUGCAUUCUUAGACGAUUCCUGUAUUUACAUAUCAAACGGAUUAUCAGGAUUGGGCCUUCUUUUGGAUUAUCGACUUUUUUACAUGGUUUUACCAUAAAAGGAACAUGAAAAAAAACAAAAAAAAAAGACUUGACACUUCAAAAGUGCAGAUGAGCUGAUGCACCGUGAUCAAGUGAUGUUGAGGAUUGGCUUCCAUUGGAUGCUAUAGGUUUUUACAGUAUUGCCAAGGGAAGUUGAAUUACUUUCCAACAAUUAAUGAAUUGUACAAAUCAAUGCGGAUUGAAAAGUUAAUGCAUUUGUGGGAAUCUCAUCAAGCCGAGGUUCACAAACCCGACUUAAGUCUUAUACAUUUUUAAACGUGUAUCCCACAGUGCUGUAUAGAUGAUGGAUAAAUACACAAGCCUCAAUAAAAUCAAAUAUGUCGA
This is a messenger RNA of Paramisgurnus dabryanus, 2240 nucleotides long. RefSeq names its product ribosomal protein S6 kinase b, polypeptide 1b (gene rps6kb1b). Gene Ontology annotation, biological process: signal transduction; protein phosphorylation. Lineage: Eukaryota; Metazoa; Chordata; Actinopteri; Cypriniformes; Cobitidae. The record is from RefSeq and is a predicted model, not a curated record. Gene Ontology annotation, molecular function: protein serine/threonine kinase activity; ATP binding.